UCACUCUUCUAACUCGUCGUCUCAGUUUUUGACACUCGGAAGGCCGUAACAGCGACAGAGAAAACACUGCGAAAUGGCAUACGCCGCCGCCCGGCGCACAUUAGCCUCGGCCCUCAACCGAACCCUCGCUUCAUCUUCCGCCUGUUCGAACUCCUCAUUGUCCCCUCGCUCUCGCUUCGCCAUCGCUCUCCUGAACAAACAACACGCCCAGCCCGCACCCGGUUCGGCGAACGUUCGGACCCUGUCCAGUAAAUCCGGGUCGGGUUACUCUCCCCUGAACGACGCCUCUCCGAACUGGAGCAACCGCCCACCCAAGGAGACCAUCCUCCUCGACGGCUGCGACUACGAGCACUGGCUCAUCGUCAUGGAGUUCGAAGACCCUAAGCCCUCCGACGAGGAGAUGAUCAACUCCUACGUCAAAACCCUAGCCACCGUUCUCGGAAGUGAGGAGGAGGCGAAGAAGAAGAUAUACUCAGUUUCUACUUCGACGUAUACCGGAUUUGGGGCUUUGAUUUCUGAGGAGCUUUCUCUGAAGGUCAAAGGGCUGCCCGGUGUUCUAUGGGUUUUGCCGGAUUCAUAUCUCGAUGUGCCCAACAAAGACUAUGGAGGGGAUCUAUACAUCGAUGGGAAAGUCAUUCCUAGACCACAGUAUAGGUACAAUGAAAGGCAACAACAAACUAGAAACAGGCCUCGUCCACGAUAUGAUAGGCGCAGGGAAACAAUGCAGGUUGAAAGGAGAGAGCCAAUGCCAAGACAGAUCAGGGGCCAGGAUCAGAAAGAAUCUGUGCAGCAAACAACUCAAAAUGCGGCUCAAGGUGGAGGGACAGAGUUUAACAGGGGCAAUGGCUUUUAGAUCGAAAUAUAGUUGCAGAGUCACAAAGUUUUCAAUCCUAGGUUACUAUGAAUGAAAAGUUGGUGUUUUUGCACUUGGAUUAAUAUUCCCUAGCAUCGUUUUGAAGAUAAGAAAGUCAAUAUUUGUGUCGGUCCUUUCUGGGAUUUUGCCCGGUAUUUGUUUUACGUCUGUUUAUGUUGAGCUGUGCACUGAAGAACAUCAAGUAUUAGAAUGAAUUUAGUAUGCUAUUAUCUAUCUG
Malus domestica (apple) is the source of this 1091-nucleotide messenger RNA. Its product is annotated as multiple organellar RNA editing factor 3, mitochondrial. Lineage: Eukaryota; Viridiplantae; Streptophyta; Magnoliopsida; Rosales; Rosaceae. The record is from RefSeq and is a predicted model, not a curated record. Gene Ontology annotation, biological process: cytidine to uridine editing; mitochondrial mRNA modification. Gene Ontology annotation, cellular component: mitochondrion.